CCCUCAUUCCCAUCUCACUUCUCUGCUUCUUUCCGUGAGAUCAUUCUGAGAAAAAUGGAGAGAAGAGCUUUUUCUCCGGCGGCAGCAGCAGCUCUUCUCUUCAUCGCCGCCGUCCUGGCAUCUCCUUCCGCUCCGGCGGCGGAAGGGGCGGUUGCGAAAGGCGCAUUCGAGGACAAUUUCAACAUCAUGUUCUCCGAGGAACACUUCAAGACGUCCGAAGACGGCCAGAUCUGGUACCUCUCCUUGGACAAACAAACAGGGUGCGGUUUUCAGACGAAGCAGAGCUACAGAUUCGGGUGGUUCAGCAUGAAAUUGAAGCUGGUCGGCGGCGAUUCGGCCGGAGUUGUCACGGCUUACUACAUGUGCACAGAGACAGCGGCAGGGCCAACGAGGGACGAGGUGGACAUUGAAUUCCUCGGGAAUCGAACCGGCGAACCGUAUCUGAUUCAGACCAAUGUGUACAAGAACGGAACAGGGAACCGAGAGAUGAGGCACGCCCUCUGGUUCGACCCGACCGAAGACUUCCACACCUACUCCAUCCUCUGGAACGACCAUCAGCUAGUAUUCUUCGUGGACAGAGUGCCGGUGCGGGUGAUGAAGAACAACGGGAAGCCGAACAACUACUUCCCCAACGAGAAGCCGAUGUACCUGUUCUCCAGCAUCUGGAACGCCGACGACUGGGCGACGCGCGGCGGGCUGGAGAAGACCGACUGGAAGAAGGCGCCGUUCGUGUCGGCGUACAAGGACUUCAGCGUCGACGGGUGCCAGUGGGUCGACCCGUACCCGGACUGCGUCUCGACGACGACGAAGAACUGGUGGGACCAGUACGACGCGUGGCACCUGUCGGACGCGCAGAAGAUGGACUUCGCGUGGGUGGAGAGGAACCUGGUGGUGUACGAUUACUGUAAGGAUACCGAGAGGUUCCCGACGCUGCCGGAGGAGUGUUCGAUGAGCCCUUGGGAGUGAAAGAAGGGGAUGGCCGGCUGGCCGGCGGUGAGAGAUGGUUUUUUGGAGAAGAAACGACAGCGUUUUUAGUAGACUUUUGUGUAAAAUGUGUAAUUUUGGAUUUGUAUUUUUUGGAUGUUUUUUCCCUUUGUUCUAUCAUUAUUUAUUUCAUUAUUAUUUGUUUAAUGAUUAGUAGCCCAAUGUUAUGGAUUAAAGAAUUAGUUUUAUUAUUUUUUGGUCGUGCUUUGAACAACUCGAGUUUGAAUCUCUUCAACAGAUUGGGUCGAUAUUGUUAGCCGAAAACUUCACGAAAUAUAUAUAAA
Molecule: messenger RNA, 1268 nt
Organism: Linum tenue
Lineage: Eukaryota; Viridiplantae; Streptophyta; Magnoliopsida; Malpighiales; Linaceae
Source: the annotation of a GenBank genome assembly